Messenger RNA from Aspergillus aculeatus ATCC 16872, 682 nucleotides. RefSeq lists its product as uncharacterized. The record is from RefSeq and is a predicted model, not a curated record. NCBI's taxonomy places the organism in Eukaryota, Fungi, Ascomycota, Eurotiomycetes, Eurotiales, Aspergillaceae. Bases 115 to 528 code for a protein of 137 amino acids. The transcript is spliced from 2 exons.
CAGCUCUAUCCCACCCAGCUCUCACACUCACACCCACCAAGCUUCACUGACUCAACUCCGCCUCACUACACCACUACACUACACACCACUACACAUAUAUAACAACGCAGCAAAAUGUCCCUUCCAACCUACAACCUCCGCCGCCUCGCCCUCACCCACACCCGCCUCGUCCAGCGACCAUGCACAGCCCCAACCCCAGCCGCCGCCUCAGCAGUCAGAAGACUAGCAAGCAAGGCCUCCCCCGGCCAAACCUCCAACGUCGCCAACCCGCAAUCCAGCAGCCCGGAAUCGCAAUCCAUCAACGUCGCCCGCGGCAAGGAGGCGCGUCACGCCGACACCCCCGACACGGCGUCGGUGCAGUCGCCCAUCUCGUCGCAGUUUGGGCCGACGAGCGAGGCGCACGAGGGCGAGGAGCAGACCUCCGCGGACGCGCAGAUCAAGAAUCACCCCGGGGAGUCGGAGGCGACUAAGCGGCGGAAUGUCGAGAAGGCGGGGGAGAGGCCUCUUGGGGCGGAGGAUCGGCAGUAACUUUUUUCCUUUCGGUUUGUUCUGUACACAUGGGGAGGGAAGGGGGGUUGGAUGACGGUUUUUGAUUGUGAUUGUAGGCUGUAGAUGUGGAUCGAUGGGGGGUUUGCGCGGGGUUCAGGGGUCUAGGGUUGAUGUACUGUACGAUACAAUACAG